ACAUACCAUCUGAUGAGUUGUUCGGCUGUCAAAAAAACAAAUGUCAUAACAAUAAUUUAAUUUUCCAAAUGUUUGAAAUUGUUGUUCAUCCUUAAAUUUGUCUUAAUUUACUAUAAUGCUUACGUUGUGGAAUUUAUUCGAGGCUUCAUUGCUUUGCCUCAAUGCAGUAUGUGUACUUCACGAAGAGAGAUUUAUGCAAAAAAUGGGCUGGGGAGCCAACCAUCCAAACCAUGGAUUUGAAGAUCAGUCAUCGAUUAAAUUCCAAAUAUUAAACCUGGUUCGCUCAAUAAGAACAGUAACAAGAAUUCCACUUAUUAUACUAAAUAUCUUAACGAUAAUAUUCAAGCUGCUGUUGGGAUAGCAGGACUACGUAAUUUUAAAUAAAUAAUAAACAAAUGGCGAACAUGGAGAUUCAUAAGAGUUUUCCUUAUAUUAUAAGCAUUUUAUAUACAUUAUAAGAGUUUAAAAAUA
This is a messenger RNA of Ostrinia nubilalis (European corn borer), 471 nucleotides long. RefSeq names its product immediate early response 3-interacting protein 1. Gene Ontology annotation, cellular component: COPII-coated ER to Golgi transport vesicle; Golgi membrane; endoplasmic reticulum membrane. The coding region runs from base 116 to 361 and encodes 81 amino acids. The transcript has 3 exons. Gene Ontology annotation, biological process: endoplasmic reticulum to Golgi vesicle-mediated transport. The record is from RefSeq and is a predicted model, not a curated record. NCBI's taxonomy places the organism in Eukaryota, Metazoa, Arthropoda, Insecta, Lepidoptera, Crambidae.